CAGUGUUUUUUUUUGCUUUCUGACCACAAGUAUUGUGGUUAAUGCAGACAUGAUUCCUUGUAAAGGUUUAAGUUUAGUGUUUUAGCAUCUUAACACUUGUUUAGUUGCCAAAAAUGGGGAAAACCCUAUUAUAUUUUGGUACUGGCAAAGGGAGGUCCCAUGAUGUAAAAUAACUACUUUUGUGGUCUUUAACAAGUGACAAGUGAAGACCAAAAAGUGAGGAAGAAAAAUCACUGAUUGCACUCCCCAAAAAACAAUCACAGACACUGAUAUGACGGCUGCUGAAUAAAUAUGAAUACUAAAUUAACGAACUGAAUAAACUAAUUCAAAUGACGGCCCACUGGUCAUUUAUGUAACACAUCACGUGUAAUUGAAAAAUAAAGAUUCUUUUUUGCAUAUGCGACUGAGUGAUGGUUUUAAUAUCUAUUGGAUGUUGUGCAACAACUGAUUUGAACUAUUUUGGAAUGUGCAGCAUUAACGCACCUUAGCGGCAACAAUUCCUCAUUACAUUUCCAAAGGGAAUGUAUUAUGAAUGGUGUACUUUUAGUUUCGAUUACUUGGAAGUAAAAACCCUUCGAAUUUUACCAGAUGUCUGGAUUAAGCAAGUUUUACAUUGAAGCACUUUUAAGCUAACUGAUUGCAUUUUCACACAACCAGUCCAAUAAUUAAUUCCCAAUGAGCCAAUCGUGAUUUUUGAGCUACAUUCUACAAAGGAUUGCAAUCAACAUAGGUUAAAUAUGAGCUAAUGCUCCUGUUAUUUGUCGUUGAAAAUGCACAAGCUUUAGAAAAAUACACAUGCCACACCUAUAACAUGAGGUUUAGAAUCUGAGGCUAAUGGUGAUGCACCAUAUGGAGGUUGCAUAUGUGUGCGUUUACGAUGAACAUAGCAAAGUAAAUAGAGUCUGCUCUUUCAAUGCAACACUGAUGGUUUUUUGAUAGCAUGAAUUGGUGUGACAAUGAACAUAUUUGACCACGUUGGAAGUGGAUUCAACCAGACAUCAAGUCUACAGGGCUACAAUGUUUACAUUACAGGAUGUAGAUAGCCAAUUGUCAUAAUUUUAAAAAAUAUAUAUCAUUUAUUCCAGAUACACCAGUUCUCCCACACUUAAAUACAAUCAGAAAUUGGUCAACAAUUUAAAGCGACAUACUCCAGAGUUUUGACACUUGCUAUCUGCAGUGAAUGCCUCUUCCCAUAUCUGCCAAAACUUGCUUGGUGCACCUGGAAUAGGCAAGUGGAGCUGGAGAUCCAUGCAAAAAAUGCCAAACGUGCCAGUGGAGGUGAUGCCUGUUCCAUGUGAUAUGUUACACUGCUCACUGCCAGGGCAAAUGUACAUGGCUUCCUUUGAGCAAAUUGGCUGAUUAUUGAGAUGGCUUGUCCCAUUAAAGUGCAGCCUCACUUUAUUUAUCUACAAUUGAAGAUUGCGGUUGCAAGAUCCACUGCUGUACGCUUGCCAAUGAGUAAUAACCUGAGGACCGGUAAGGUCAUUAACACGCAAUACUUAAAUUACAUCAUUAAAAAACGUGUUUUGCACUAGACUGCAAUGCUGUCUGAAUCUUUACAAAGUUUCAAAAAAAUGUAGAUGUUAUAGUGCCCCACGACUGUGUACAGCAGGUCUCAAUCACCCAAAUGGAACUAACAAACAUCGUGAUUAAUGAACCCCUGUCCAUCUGCAAUGUUCUCCUUACUACCAUAUUCGCCCAGCAAAUGUAUAGUGAUUGUGUGUUAAAUGCAGUUCCAGGUAGACAUUUCAACAGAACUGAAGUACUUUGCACUUCCAGAUUGAAAACAAAUCCCUCUUCUGCACUUGCAGUUUGUGGCAACGGGUUAAGCACGCUUGCUCAGCAGUAACGUGGGUACAAUGGUGUCUCGUUACCCGUUGUUAGGUCAUUAACUUGAACAAAUGGCUCUGCCUCAUCAACUCGAGCAAUAUUCUUGUUUUUACUCCCGGUUGUAAGCAGCACAAGAAGAAGAACUUUUACAAAAUGGUGAAUUUAAAAAAAAAUGUUUUCAGACUGCCAUCAUUCUUAUUGAGUACAAGUGCAUUCACUGUGGAUAGUAAGUUACCGCCAUAAUGUAGUUUUUUUUUGUUAGAUCGCGUAAAUAUAUAAAUGUGUCAUAAAAACCCGCCACCAGCUGACACAGCCAAAUAGUGAAGUUUGUCGCUUAAACAGAACAUGUCAGUUAAGUAGUACAGCACACCGGUGUGUUGGAGAGCAACGCCACAAUAUUUACAAUCUAUAGAGUAAGUUCCCUAUAGAGUAUCACUGGUAGAGCGAGUUAUUAUUUGACUGCUGAUUACAUUGUUACACAAUUUUUGUUCCUGGGUACUGUGUUAUUUAUUUAAUUGCUUAUGCCUCCUAAAAAGUAUAGAAAAUGGCUAUUAUUCCCCAGGACUUUGUGAACGAAAGACACAAAUACGUUUUCUCAUUGAAAAUAGGUACAUUUCUAAAUAUUUACCUAUCUUCGAGAGAUAAUGAUUUGAGGCAACCCACAACUGGGUCUUUAAAUCAGUUGUGGGUCAAGUUGCAUAACAUCUCAAGUAGUAUAAUUUGAAAAUGUAAUAUCACCUCCAUUACAAUAGCAUAUUACCGCAAUAAAUAACCAUGGUUUCUCAAUCCCUCUAUACCUAUUUAAAACACGUUUCAUGAAAUUACGGGGCUGCUUUGAAAAUACACAUUUGUCGUGUUGGUGCAUUUUGUUUGAUGAUGGCAGGGCUUGGAGGGUUCAACGCAGCAUGUCAGAGGGACAGCAGGGUGUUGUGUCUGUGAGUGCCGGAGAGGGAGAAACACAGCUCGUGACAGUGGAGCAGGCCAGGUGGUGACAACAGGUGGCCCAACCAUGGCGGUGGUGCAGCUGCCUGGCGGGCAGACGGUGCAAGUGCAGUCGGUUAUCCAGGCAGCACAGCCUUCUGUUAUCCAGUCUCCACAGAUACAGACCAUACAGGUGGCUGCUAUUUCCGAGGAGGCUGCAGAUGGCUCUGCUAUCUCACAGAAGCGACGGGAGAUCCUGUCCAGACGGCCCUCUUACAGGAAGAUACUCAACGACCUGUCAUCAGAUGGACCUGUGGUGUCCAAGAUUGAUGAGGAGAAGAGCGAGGAGGAGGGCACAGCUACCAUCAGCACCGUCACAUUGCCCACACCCAUCUACCAGACCAGCACUGGCCAGUACAUUGCAAUCGCGCAAGGUGGCGCGAUACAGAUCGCCAAUGGCGCGGAGGGUCUCCAGGCGCUGACCAUGACGAACACAGGCAACCAACAAGGGGGCGCCACCAUCGUGCAGUACGCACAGACCAGCGACGGGCAGCAGUUCUUUGUACCGGGCAGCCAAGUCGUCGUGCAGUCUGCAUCAGGCGAGACGUACCAGAUUCGUACUCCGACGAGCGGGCUCUCUCAGGGCGUGGUGGUGUCCGCGUCCCCGGGGGGCUUGGCCAGCCCCCAGGGGGGUGCCGAGGAGUCCACGCGCAAGCGCGAGAUCCGCCUCUACAAAAACAGGGAGGCAGCACGUGAAUGCCGGCGGAAGAAGAAGGAGUACGUGAAGUGCCUGGAGAACCGCGUAGCCGUGCUGGAAAAUCAGAAUAAGACCCUCAUUGAGGAACUCAAGACACUCAAGGACCUGUACUGCCACAAGAACGACUAGCACACACACACGCACCACCCACAAAACUCGCUAAACCCGGGUCCUCAUGGUAACCAUGGUCCCCAGCCUUGCCCUUGACACGAUCCGAAAGACUCCUUUUUUCUGAAUGCCCUUACCAGCCUAGAAGAAGUCUCGGUAGGUUUCAUCCAAAAAAACAAUGGUAGGGUGAGUUGCAAGCGCUUGCUUCACUUUUUGGCAUAUCGGCAGUUUCCACUGGAAUUCUCAGCAGAAAACUGCAGAUAUUUGGCAGUUGAUAUGGUGAAUGUUGGCUGUAAUUGCCUUUCUGCAAGCACAGAAUGGAUAAGAGAUAUUCCUGUAAUUGUCGAGGUAUACAAGGUAACUUUCCCAUCGCCAAAAAGUUAAAAGAAAACCAACAAAAUGUAAGUCUCUAUGAGCAACUUAAGUUAGAUUUUUGCUGGAUGAAGCAAACUGCUGCGCUUGGCCCAGUAAAAGAAGAUAGCUUAAAACCUAGUCUUGGGCAUAAAUGGUAAUGUAAAAAUGAUUUUAAAAAUAAUAAUAUUGAUGUAUUUGCAUAAAACUUUUUUGGUUUAUAUUAUAGGAUGUAAUGAAUAUAUAUAAAAAUGGUUCAUAAGAUUUAUAUUUUCUACUUUAUCUGUUCUGUAUUUUAAUUGGAUAGAAGAUAUUUGGAUGCCUCGCAUUUAUUUAUCCAUUUUUAGUGACGCGAUUAUUACCACAAUAGAAUGCCUGUUAAAUAGAAAGCACUGCAGUAAUAUUUGGCUUUUGAUAACAAGUUGCAGUGUUUCCAUUGACCGUUUAAGGCUCAAUAUGAUGGGUGCCCUUUCGUGAUUUGUAUGUUUUGUAAAAUCAACAAUACAUUUCGGCCAUGAGCAUUGGCAUGCAUUGGUUAUUUAAAAACACUCAUUUACAAUGAAAUAAAUAAAAACAUGCCUUUUGCAAAAUGGGUAUUUUUGUGCUGUUAAAUAGGCCCACAUUUUGAGGUAAACUUUUACACGGAGAUGUAUCCAUUUUUUUAAGUCAUAUGCAUGCCAUGGAGCCUCAUGUACAAACUUGAUUUUUCAAAGAAUAAUUAUGUAUCAGCAGUUCUAAGGAGCGUUCGUGAACAUUUAAACAAAAACACCAUAUACGCACGAGGUCCGUUAAUGUUGUCUUUGAUUAUUUGUGUCCCUGUGUUUGGUCCUCCGGCAGAUUCUGAUUGGACAAAGAUAAAUGUGCAUAUUUGUGACAAUGGAAAAAGAAGGAAAAAAAUGCCUUUACUAAUGUUAAAAAAAUUACAUUCCAUAUAGUUCUAAAAAUUUGAAGCUACGUGUGCACCGUCGCGCGAUGCGAUCGAAAUAUCUUACGGUUGUUUCGUUAAAGUAACAACAGUCUGUAACUCGCAACCGCGAGAUUUUGAUUUUGGGGACGAGUUUUUGUUAUGCAGACGACCCAAGUUUACCCGUAGUCCAUAGUACGGUGCAGGCUGUUGCAAAGGCCCACACACGGGUUUUAUUAUCGAUUUUCUUCAAUAAGGUUGAACCACGGAGAUGGGUGUAUGCAGCUGCAUUCCUUGAAAUGGAUUUGUAAGGUAAAUCAUGUCACGUUCCAUUCGUGCAAGAAUAAUGCAAUACAUGAAAUAUUUUGCAGGGCAUUGUAUGACGAUAAUUACCACAUUUGAUCCUCUAUAAAUGUAUGUGUUCACUUUGACGAAGCAUUCACAAGUGCUCAACUUUCUAAUGUUGCCCAAAGGUGAGGGUUAACUGCCAUGUAAAAUGCAUUUUAAUGAAACGUAUGUAUGUUGAACUACAUAGCUAACCAUCGUAAAUCUGGAAUUACAGAAAAGGCUUACAAACUAUCAAGUUUAAAAACAUAAUUCCAUAGUCAUAAGUACCAAUACGUUUUAAAAGGGAGCAUUGUAACAAUGUAAUUAAAUAACAAAAUCCCAACAAUAUACAAUGCAAUUUGUAUCACGAGUGCCUCUAAAUGCAGCUGCAUCUUAAGAAACAUGCUUAUAUAGAUUGACCCAAUGUAUGAAUCUUAGGCAUCACUUGAUUCUAUUCCCAGAAUUCUAAGAAUUCCUAACAGGAUUGACAUAAUCAGGGGAUUGAGGCUAGGCUGUUUGGAGCCCGCAUUGCAUUUGGACAAGGUGGAGCCUGGUCGGCAAUGUGUAAUUGCCAUUAUAAUGAAAUGAGAUUUUACUCGACAUUCCAUAGGAUUUCAAAGAGUCCCUAUUCUGUUUGAUGGCGAUGCAUGAAUUGCUAAUUACAUUGAUGGGGGUUCUGCUGAUGUCUAUGGAAUCGUCUACGGUGGAUUCACUCCAUUUACAUAUUCAUCAUGUGGCAGUGUGUGAAGACAAUUAGCUGACAAUACUGCUCAUGGCUACAGUGUUCUGAGUAGGAAUCUGAUGUCACAUUUUCAUGUUACCUGUGUAGUAUUUACCAAAGCUUUGCAUCUGUGAAUACUGAUCAUAACAAUUGCUGUAAAAGGUCACAGUGAAUGGAUACGUUUUUUAGAGGAUCGAACUGUGGUGUUUGCAAAUACCUAAUUACAUUGCCAUUUCAGAUAAAGAAAUUCAUUAUUUUGAUUGAAAUCACUUCUGUUUAGACUUUUAGCUUUAAGAAUGUUGUGUUAUCAUUGUGUUCAUUAUUUUAUUGUAUAUUACAAAUAUAUUAAAUGCUGUUUAGGGAAAAGUGGAUACCAUGUUGCAAAAAUUGCUUAAAUAUUUGUAAUCGACACUAAUUUCUGUAUUAUGUAAGAGGUUACACUUGUUCUGUGAAUAUGCGUAAUUAACUUCUUAGAUGGCAGGGGAAUAUAUCAAAUUGUAUUUUUAUUUCGGUAGCAUAAUCGGACAGUGUUCACCAUAAGCCAUACAAAUAUUACUCAGUACCAUUAAGUUGUAGUUAUUUGUUAUCCACUCGUUUGUACAUUUUGUAGUUGAAUGGUAAAUGUAAAAAGAUUUCACAUUUUUGAGAGCUUCCCCAUCGUGAUAUAGCCGCGGUUCUCAAACUCGCAAACCAAUCACAUACACUCCUGUCGACCAUUAUAUCAAUAGUACAAAUGUAUGCGAUACAAUAGAACAUCAAUGGAAAUGUUCACUGUAGAAGUCGGGGGGGGGGGGGGGGGGUUGGGCCUCCCAAAAUAUAACUUUCUCGUGAAAUAAUUUUGGACUUUUUAGAAUUAUUUUUUUUCGUUAGGGCUGAUCAUCUUUGAAAAUUAUCCAAGUGUUGCAAGCGUUGCGCUUCAUAGCACUGGUGUCGUCAUUAAUGCAAUGCUUUAAAAACAAUGGUUUUAUUGAACUACUAAACUUCAGCAUACAAAUUACUUAGAGUUGCCUGCGUCCUGAAACAAGGGCUGGAUUAAUACUGCUUAAUAAAACCCUGAUCUUCCCCAUUGCAUAUGCUGCAUCAACAUUGAUGAAAUGUACGUUUGCACUAUGAGAAUACAGUAUAUUUCAACGCUUAUUGCAUGAAGUGUUAGUUAUGUACUAAUGCGACUGAAGGGGGGAGGUGCUGUAAUUUAUUUGUGAAAAGGUGAUAUGAUUGUGUUAGUCGGUAGUGAUUGCAAAAGCUUUAACUAACUCUUAAAUUAUCUCUUAAAUGGAGUUCACAAUUCUGUUAAGAUUCUUUCGCCAGAAGCUGAGCUCUUCAGAAAUUCCGGUUUUGACAUGUUAAUAAUGAAAUUAAAACUGCAUACAGUACAGUGAUACAAGAAUCGUCAGCACUGCUGUGAACACAACCAUGCCCAUAUCAGCUGACAGGUGGUGUACAAUAUGCAAUGGUGGUUGAUUCACGCUAGAUUCAUAAACAAGCAAUUAAACCUUUUUUUUUUUUACAAAUUAAGUCCAUUGUAUAUUUUGAUCUGCUCUAGUGCUAUUGCGUUGCAACGAUGACAAUUUACUUUCUCAAGUUACAACCAUUUUCACUUUGCAUCCAUUUCUAGUUUGUACUGCUUUAUCCAAGACAUUCAAGUUAACAUUAAUCGCUCUUAAACGUUAAGUUAUACCUGCAUGGCAGGUCUUUUUAGUUUCGGCAUAUAACGAUAAUUAUUUGAAUUAUGAAACAAACAUGCUUCGGAAUUCACGUGCACAAUUGAUGAGUCUGUCAUGUCAUUACAAUUUUAAACACAAUUUUAUCGUCAUUAUUAUUCAACAUAACAUACCGUGCUCGUUGCAAGUACAUGGAGAUAAAGAUUUUCUACUCAAAAGGGAAAUUGAUUAAAGUUUGGUGAGGAAUCAAUUGGAAACUUGUGAUGGUCAAAUCCCAUUGAGAACCGCUGCAUUGGAGUAUGGUUACCCAUUGUCUCUACGUGUUAUGUUUUGUAUCCUCGUGUGUUAUUUUGUACUGCAUAUUACUUUUAAUACAACCCUUUUGUCACAA
Petromyzon marinus (sea lamprey) is the source of this 7971-nucleotide messenger RNA. Its product is annotated as cAMP-responsive element modulator-like. Gene Ontology annotation, molecular function: protein binding; RNA polymerase II cis-regulatory region sequence-specific DNA binding; DNA-binding transcription factor activity, RNA polymerase II-specific. Lineage: Eukaryota; Metazoa; Chordata; Hyperoartia; Petromyzontiformes; Petromyzontidae. Gene Ontology annotation, biological process: regulation of transcription by RNA polymerase II. The record is from RefSeq and is a predicted model, not a curated record. Gene Ontology annotation, cellular component: nucleus; ATF4-CREB1 transcription factor complex.